Molecule: messenger RNA, 2146 nt
Organism: Girardinichthys multiradiatus
Lineage: Eukaryota; Metazoa; Chordata; Actinopteri; Cyprinodontiformes; Goodeidae
Gene: scamp4
Product: secretory carrier membrane protein 4
Exons: 7
Coding region: 237-938 (233 amino acids)
Biological process (GO): protein transport
Cellular component (GO): recycling endosome membrane; trans-Golgi network membrane
Source: RefSeq, a predicted model, not a curated record
UUUCGUUUGUGUUCACGUGACAGCCUGAACAGUUUCUGUUUGUGUCCGCUCUCAAACAGCGAGUCAAACAAAGCAAAUAAAGAGACAGUUGGCGCUCUUCUUUGGUCUUGGUUGGACUACCGAUCCAACAAGGCAAAUUAGCUGCUUUUCGCUGAAUGCUAUCCCUCACCCACAACGUUGACAUUGGAUAACUUAAAACCGGUUUCAGAUACGAGUGAAAGAAAGAGGAUUUCGAUAUGGCAGAGAAGGUAAAUAACUUUCCUCCCUUGCCAAAGUUCCUGAAAAUAAAGCCCUGCUUUUACCAAAACAUCGAUGAGGAAAUCCCUGCACCUCACAAGCAGCUGGUGCGCAAAGUUUACACACUUUGGUUGAUGUAUUCAGCCACACUGUGCGUUAAUGUCAUCUCAUGCAUUGCUUGGUGGGCUGGAGGCGGAAGUCCCGCAAACUUUGGUUUUUCUCUGCUCUGGGUCAUUCUGUUCAGCCCCUGCAGUUACACAUGUUGGUUCAGGCCACUCUACAAAGCUUUCAGAGCUGAUAGCUCCUUCAACUUCAUGGCCUUCUUCUUCAUCUUUUUCCUUCAAUGUGUCCUGGCCCUCAUCCAGACUAUAGGCAUCUCUGGAUGGGGAACAUGCGGCUGGAUUGCCACAGUGAUGUUUUUCAGCUACAAUGUGGGCUCCGCUAUAGUGAUGCUUAUUGCAACUCUGCUCUUCACUGUGGUGACCGUGUUAAUGGCACUGGUUCUUAUUAAGGUGCACACACUGUACCGAGGUGGUGGCGGAAGCCUGGGGCGUGCUCAGGAAGAGUGGAGCUCCGGACUGUGGAAGAGUGCACCGAUGAGGGAAGCAGGAUUCAACGCUGUCGCUCAGUCAGCCCAAGGCCCGACUUUGCCUCAGUACCCCACCACGGUGCCGAGUUAUCCUGACAACAGCCACUGGUGAUGGCUGGGAAUCGUCUCUAGGGGGAGACAGAUGACUGGCCGUUUCUACAUUGCUGAAAAAAAGCACUUCAAAACACAGCAUUUCACUCUUACAGUACAGAUUAGACAGGUGGUUUUUGUUUUAUUAAAUUAAAAGGAGAGAAUAGCUAUGAAGAUUUGUUUUAUUAAAAAUUUGUCCUCAAGGCAACCCUAAACUGUUUGGGUGGUUGUCUUCAAAAAAAUGCCAUUCUGUUUCUACUGUUUACAUGAAGUAAAAAAAAAAACAUUUAGUCUUAAGUUCAAAAGAUUUGUUUUAAGGGGUUUACUGGAUUGCAGACAUUCAGCUAAGAAAUGACUAAACAUUAAAGAUAAAUGAAUGUGUGCCUUAUAGAAUAUUGUAAUGCUAGGAUUGUUUUUACACAGCUGCAUGCUACAUAAAGUAGUAUGGGUGAUGCUUCCAUGCUUGUGUUGAGAUUUAUUUCGCUGUGCGCCUUAACUAUUUUUGUAUGUUUAAAAAGUCUCCCGCUUGACUUGCGCCUUAACAAAGAGCCUUUUUUUUUUUUUUUGUUAAACUAAUCUUAUGCUUCAGUGAAGCAACUUUUCUGUCUGAUUUAUUUACUAAAAGUAAUAUGCCAAAACACUCACCGCCUCCCAUUACGUCUCCAGUUGUAGUCACACCCAAAGCACACACUGCAUUGUGCCACAACAUUUCUCAGUUGUUAUUCUCAAGCUGCACGGUUUGCUUUUAAUGGAUGAAAGCACCUUAUGUACUGCUGUCAUUAAUGUUUCUUUCACUUCGUUUUAUGUGGGUGUGUUUAAUAACAAUACGCUUGCAUGUAUUCACUAUAACAUUCAUUUCAUGUGAACUGAUAUCUUACUAUAAAGGCCUAGUGAUUGAAACCUGCAUGCAUCAAUGGAUUAACUUGAUUAAUUUUGGGUUUGACUCAACUUUUGUCAUUCCAGAACCAUCUGGAAUGUAAUUAAAUGUAAUUAAAGUCCAAUCUUGAGCUUGUCAAACCCUGCCUGAUGUCUAAAUCACAGGUAAAAGGAAACAGGUGCCUGCAUUGUAGAUUUCACAUUUUAUUUACUUUUUCCUAAAGUGUCCUUCAGGGCCAACUGCCAAAUGUAAUGUUUUAAAUCUUCUGCAUUUGGUUUCUGAAAAUAAAGUGGAUGUAUGAAAGUAUCCUAUAUAUAUAUAUUGCAACAUUUCAAUAAAUGACUUUAUUCACA